AUGGGUAUUAAAGGCGAUUCAAAAAAACAGCCCACUAGCGAACAAGUGCGAAUGGCACGUUUGACUUUGGAAGGAAAUUCAGCUGAUGACGAAGCAUCAAAGAUUCAGAAAAUGAUCAAAAAGGUCAUGGAGAUGACAAGUUGUUCGCAGUCGGAAGCAGAAAUUGCUCUUUUCGAUAAUGACAACAACAUUCAUGCGGCAAUUGAGCAUAUCUUAGAAAAUGACAAACUUGAUUCAUGGACGGAUCCAAAAGCUAAAAAGGAAAAGAAAAAACCGGAAGAGGAACGUGCGACUGGCCGAACUGGAACAGCUUCUAAUUUCCAACGAGGACGAGGAAAUGGUGGAUUUGUCGAUCGAGGUGGACGAGGUAGAUCAAACGGGGCACCACGAGAGCAUAAUCGUGAGAACAACCGCGAGCACAAUCGUGAGAACAACCGUGAGCACAAUCGUGAACACAAUGGCCCCCAGCGAGGCAAAGGUGGAUUCGAUCGGCCAAGUACAUUUAACGGAAGAGGAGGCAGAGGUGGCGGACGCGGUGGUUAUUCACGAGCAGUGGCACCGGAAGCUCCUCAGUUUCAAGAAGAGGUCGAAUCCAACCAGGUUAAUGCUAAUUUGUCUGAGACAUCUCCUCCAGUCGAAGAAUCUGUUACAACUACUGUUCCAACUUCGUCAGCACCAGGCCCCAUUUCUUUCGCUGCCGUGGCCGCUGCUGCUCACCGAAAGGAACUUAACAAACAACAACAACAAAAACAACUUCAUUCUCAAAACAUUCCGAAAAGGCGAAGCGUCUCCCCGGCACCGGAUCCAGCUAAGGAAGAAAGUUCACACGUUUUUGAUGAACCUGAAUCUUCUCGUAAUAAUAAUAAGGAAGAAAACUUUUAUCAAUGUGAACCGUCAUCAGCUGAAGAACCAUUGGCUUCAGCUUCUACACAUGUAGAAAAUGUACAGAAAACACCAAACCAAGCCAAUGUUUGGACAAAUCAAUUGAAAUCGGAAUUGGGAAUCGGAAUGCCUGAGAGUAAUGGCGUGACAUCUCCAAUACCAUCCAAUGUUUCAAUUCCGUCUUUACCUGAUCCGGGUGUUGAAUUCGUCGGUUGUGAGCCUACUUCUCUUGUUGAUAUUUCAUUUGGAUUCGUUGAAACCCCUCCUACAUCUCUUCUCCCACCUGCAGAAACGUCAUCAGCAUCGAUCUCAACUAAUAACAGUGAUAUGUUGUUUAAUCAUAAUAGGGUUCAAGUCCAACAGAAGACUUUGGAGCAAGAACGUGUACAAAUGAACAACGAUUUCAACCUGAAAUCAUCUUCCCCUCCAAACCCGUAUGGGCAGUCGAACAGCAGAUCACUAUCCUAUGAUACAUCUUCUGUGUCCUAUACCCCUUCAAAUGAUCGUGGAUUGGCAUCGAAUAAAACGCAGUUCAACCAAGCCACUCAGAUGUCGCAACAACAACAGCAAGUUCAGCAGCAACAAGUACAGCAACAACAGGCUCAGCAACAGCAGCAACAGGCGCCCCAGCAACAACAGCAACCUCCGCAACAAACCCAACAGAAUCAACAUCAUCCCCAACAGCAGCCAUUGAUGUUCCAGCCACAUCUUCCAUAUGCUCCAUAUUCUUACAUGAACAUGUACAACCCUGUAGCUGCCACGGGAGUUCGUGAUGAGUACGCUGCGCUGAUGCAAUAUGGAAUGGGCGUAGACUUGACGAAUCUUUCUACGAUUCUUCCAACCACGCAAAUUUCGCAAGCACCUCAAUCGCAGCAAAUAUCUUCGUCUCAACAUCGCGGUGAAACACAUGGUCUGAUGGACAUUAACAAGUUUGGAACCCAAACGACGAGGGAUCAGCAACAACCAUCGAAUGUUGGACCACCUCCUGGAUUCCAGGCUGCUUCAUACAUGCAGCAGCCAAAUUUGACAUCGUUAUUUAUGCAGCAACCAUAUCAAGCAGCGGGUCCACACCCAUUUGGAUUCAUGAACAUGGUUCAAUCUGUUGGAAACAAUGGAGCUGCUCGUCAGAUGUACGGUCAAGAAGAUGAUCGUAAAUCUUACGAAAAGAUGUCAGCGAAGCCAACACAACAGCCAAACAGCCAUUCUCAGUAUUCUCACAACAAUGGCAAUGUUGGAAUGCACACCGCUUUAGUAGUAGGAGCAACAUCAAGGCUUGGGAAAGCGAUCGUUCAAAGAUUGGCGUUUGCGGGGUUUAAAAUCGCUGCUACUGGUGAUUGCCCUAACAGUGUCGGGAAAAUUGCUGAGGAUAACAAAAAGCUCGGCGGUGAUGUCACCGCAUUUUCUUUUGAUUCUUCGAAUGACUCGCAUCGUAAAGAACUUAUUGAAAAAGUAAUUGAAACACUUGGGAGUCUUGAUACGUUAAUUGUUGUCCCUCCACAAAAUGAACUUGUUGGAGAAAUUCUUGAUUGCACGGAAGAACAGUUCGAUAAGGUGUUUGCUGACAAGUUGACGAUUCCGUUCAGAAUGGUUCAAGCUGCAUUGCCAGCUCUAUCAGAAUCGAAGAAUGGAAGCGUUGUGUUCCUGACUUCAUGUCUUGGAUAUACUCCGUCUGUCGAUAUGGGAAUGUUCUCUGUGGCAUCUAAUAGCGUAUUAGGAUUAACAAAAGCUGUUUCUGCGAGUGCUGCAAAACUUGGUGUGCGGGUGAAUAGUGUCGUUACGGGAAUGGUCGAAGGUGACAACACUGGUGCUGUUUGGGACCAUAGUUCAGACAAUAAUGCAAAAAUAAUUAAACAACAACUAGAGGCAAUGAUUCCACUUGGUCGUAUCGGCCGACCUUCAGAUGUGGCUUCGUACGUAGAAUUUUUGGCUUCUACGAAAUCUAGGUAUAUAACCGGUGAAAAUUGUAUUGUCAGCGAUAAAAAUGUUGUUGUCAUACUGAAAGGUGCCCAAAAAUGCUAUAUUGCUCCCGAUGUGCCUAAUAAUUUUCGGCAAUGCAGCUAUUUUAGGUAUCUGACGGGAAUAACUUCUCCUAAUUUGUAUUAUAUUAUGACUUCCGCGGGUUGUUCAUCCAAGUUCUCAUCAAUACUUGUCGCUGAUCGUCGAAGUGCUCAUGACGAAUUGUGGGAAGGAAAACUGCCAAGUGAAUCUGAAUGGGAACAAACUGCUCGAUUUGAUGAGAUUAUUCCGACGAAUAGAAUGCUUCAAACCCUCGAAAAACUCUGCGAUGAAAAUACAAUUGUUUAUCAUGAGACAGACGAUAGCAUGAUGUCCAAAUUUAUUCAUACAAAAGCGUCGGCAGUACGAUCGAUUAAUCCAUUAGUUGAUCAGCUGCGAUUAGUGAAAUCUGCAAAUGAGUUAGAAGCUGUGCGGGAUGUUUGUUUGCUAGGCUCUCAAACCAUGAGCGCGAUGAUUGCAAGUUCAAAAGACGUACCAAAUGAAAAUGUAAUAGUUGGUCUGCUUGAAUAUGAAGGCCGGAGAAGAGGUUCGGAAAUGCAAGCUUAUCCUCCGGUAGUUGCAGGAGGUUCACGCGCAAACACUAUACAUUAUUUGGAUGCAAAUCACGAGAUACUUCCGGGCGAAUGUGUUCUGGUUGACGCUGGUUGUGAUUUGAAUGGAUAUGUAUCAGAUAUAACACGCUGUUUUCCUAUCAAUGGAUUAUGGUCGGAUGCCCAACGAUCACUUUAUGAAGCUUUGUUGUAUGCUCAUGAGCAACUUCUUGAAUACGCACAUAAUAUGGAAAAAGUAAAGCUUAGUAAACUAUUCCAGCGAAUGAACGAACUUCUCGCAUCAAGUUUUUUAGAGCUGGGCCUCAUUAAAGCCCAGAAUUCCGCAGAUAUGUUGAAUUUAGCUGAAAAAUUGUGUCCCCAUCACGUAAGUCAUUAUUUGGGAAUGGACGUGCACGAUUGUGCUUCAGUAUCCCGAGAUAUUGAAUUGCCAGCCAAUGUUGUAUUUACAGUCGAGCCAGGGGUUUAUGUUCCGUUUGAUUGGCCAGUUAAAGAAUUCAGAGGUAUUGGGUAUAGAAUAGAAGACGACGUCGUGACAUGUUCUGGAGGCGGCAUUGAACUGUUAACCGCCGCUGUUCCUAGAGAUAUAGAAGAUAUUCAAAGUGAUGAAGUGGGUCGCGUGAACGGUAAUGUCGAAAAUUAUGCAUAUUAUCAUGGCUACAUGACGAAGGAAGAAGCAGAGUCAAUGUUGUGCAAAAAUGGCGAUUUUAUUGUGCGUAAAACUGAAAUUGGUACUCAUUUGCAUUACGUAAUAAGCUGUAAAACGAAUGGAAAAUUUUAUCACAUUUUGAUCAAACGAACUAAAACGAAAAAACUGUAUUGGACUUUUAAAUAUGCAUUCAAAUCGGUUAGUGAUCUGAUAGAUUAUCAUAAAAGAAAUCAGUUUCCGGUAUUUGCACAAGUUUAUAUUGAACAUCCAGUGGCGAAACAAGAGUGGCAAUUGAAUCACGAACAAGUAUUAUUUUCUGCUGCGAUGGCCAUAAUGAGAUUCUUUCCGGUUGAUUUGCAACAAAAAAUUGGAGAAGGUCAGUUCGGUGAAGUUCAUCUUGGUAUCUUAAAGCUUUCCGCCUUCGGAAAACCAAAGAAGGUUGCCGUAAAAACGCUGCAUCAACAUCAUAUGAGUAAUGACGAAAGAAUAAAAUUUCUCAAGGAAGCAAAUGUGAUGCUUAAACUGGCACAUCCGAACGUCGUAAAAUUUUAUGGUGUUUGUACCACCAAAGAGCCAAUAAUGAUUGUAAUGGAAUUUUGCGAUGGAAAAUCUCUCGAAGAUGUUUUAUUGAAUAUUGGAUAUGAGCUUGUUUCGGAUACACGUGUUAAAUAUCUUUUUGGAGUUGCCUGUGGUAUGAAAUAUCUUCAUAAUGAGGAAAUUAUUCACAGAGACAUUGCUGCUCGAAACUGUCUGUUGAAUAGUAAUGACGUGAUUAAAAUUUCGGACUUCGGACUUUCCGUUAAAGGAGUUUCGGUAAAAGAAAAACGAGGGGGGAGAUUACCAGUAAAGUAUAUGGCACCAGAGACCUUAAAGCGAGGAGUCUACAGUACUGCUUCUGAUGUCUACAGUUAUGGUGCUCUCAUCUACGAGGUUUAUAUGAAUGGAAAAGUUCCGUUUGAUGAUUCAAAGCUAAGUGGAAAUGAGCUCCGAAAAGCGAUCAUUGAGAAAAAAAUCAUUCUGGAAUUAAAUACAUCAUGUCCAAUCUAUGUAAAGGAGCUGUUCAAAGGCUGUCGAGAAUAUUCUCCAGAAUUGCGCCCGAAAUUUGCAGAAAUUCGGGAAUUUUUAAUGAAUGUUGGAAGCUGUAAAGCCAACAUGAAGGAUGCCGAAAUCGACGAUAUCCCAAUUCAACAGCAAUUACUUGAAUAUCUUACCUCAUGCUGGGGAUAA
Caenorhabditis bovis is the source of this 5322-nucleotide messenger RNA. The record is from the annotation of a GenBank genome assembly. NCBI's taxonomy places the organism in Eukaryota, Metazoa, Nematoda, Chromadorea, Rhabditida, Rhabditidae.